UUGAUUACAUUAUUUCCAUCUUUGUAACUUUCGCAAUUUUUUUUCUACUUGUCGGCCCCCUCAAAAGCUACAACAAAAAUUUCCCCUCCAUGAAUCAGAAUCAGGAAAUCAAAAAACUCGCUGUCAACAAAAUUUUUAAUCAAAAUAUUGCAGAAAAAGUGGAUUCUUGAAAACAAAAGCAUGUCGGAUUUCAUAGCAAAGGAUGUUAGUAUCAAACUCAAACGUGAUUUGGGAAUUUUUCAAGGUAAAAUCGUUCGUGCUGAACAAAAUAGCAUAACAAUCACUAACGCAUUUCAUAAUGGCAUGAAAAUGAAAAAGUUCACAGCAGAAGUAACAAUUGGAAAAGAUGAAAUUGAAGAAUUAAAGUUUGUUAAAGUUGCUGAUCCAACGGAAGUUGCUCGAAGUGUACAAAAUACUCCGUCGGCGUCAUCGAAUUCCACAAAAAAUCUCAUGGUCUUGCCAAAAUCUGAUAAUAAUCACAUGUCGUCGAAAUCUCUUCCUAACUUUACAAAUAAAAGUCCUUUCAUCAAACCGGUGAAGCCUGUUGAUAACCGGCAAAAAACAACAAAGCCAAUUACAAUAUUGAAGAGACCGACAGCUUCUACUUCCAACAACGCCUUAUCAUCAUCAUCAUCCGGUCCUCAACCUUUAAUUAAACAGGAUAACAAUGGAAGUGUCAAGAAAAAUAAGAAGCGAACUGCUAGAAAUUACGAUUUGAUGCAACCUGAUGACUUCAGUGAAGAAGAUUUCGAUUUUGAAGGAAAUUUGGCUUUGUUUGAUAAGAAAGAAAUAUUUAAGAAGAUCGACAAUGAAAACGAUAUUUGUACAAAGCCUGAUCUCGUGCGACAAAUUAAGACUGAGGGAAAGUUUCGUCAUGACGAGAAUGUUUUAGAUUCGAUGCUCAUGCAAUUCAGAAACGUACAAUUAGAAUUUAAGCCAAAGCAAGAGUACACCACCGAUGAGCCUGGAAUAAUCAUCCCAUCAAUUCCUCAAUCAUUGCGCAAUCGAAUUCAAAAUUUGGCAUGUGAUCAUGGACAUUUAAUUGAACGACAAAAUGAUUUUCUUGCUCGCGGAGCUACAGAACUUGCCUUGAAUCUUUUAGGAGGCUCACGACGUCUCUCACCAAAGAAUCUCCAUCAAUGGCCGCGUGUCACAGUCAUUUGUGAUGAACCUUACAACAUGCGUCAAAGUGAGAUUGGACUAUCAGUUGCACGUCAAUUGGCAUCGCAUGGUCUCAAAGUUAUGGUUUAUGUCAAGACUUCAUCGCACUCUGACAAGCCUUCUAAGGAACUUGAAUUAUUUACAGCAACUGGAAAUGAUUUCACUGGAAAUAUUCGAGACUUAACAAAUUCCGAUCUUGUCAUCAUGUCGGUCACAAAUAUGAAUCAAAACUCACAAAUUAUCAGAUAUAUUCAGAACAAUCGUGCACCAGUGAUGGCAAUCGAUCCUCCAGCUACGGGAAUUUCUGAAAUCUCAAUUCGAAAUGCUGUUUUGCCAAUUUUACCUCUCGAUGAUAUUCACAACACAUGCGGAAAACUUCAUCUCGUUAACAUUUGCAUUUCUGAGAAAUUCUUUAAAGAUGCUGGGAUUAAAUAUUCACCGAUAUUUGGAUCGAAAUUCAUCAUUCCAUUACAUUUGAAGAAUUGAAAUAACAAGAAUGGUUGAUGUGAAAUUGUUACAGAAAUUUAAUCAAUUAUUUUAAUAUGUAAAAGAAAAAUUUAAAUCAGAGUUGCAAAAAGUAAUUAAAGUAAAUUGAAUGAUUUUUUUAAAAUGAAAAGUAAUAAAAUGGAAAGUCAAUAAAUCACCAAGCAAUGAAAGUUGCCACAAAGACAGGAAAA
Molecule: messenger RNA, 1838 nt
Organism: Clunio marinus
Lineage: Eukaryota; Metazoa; Arthropoda; Insecta; Diptera; Chironomidae
Source: the annotation of a GenBank genome assembly